Penicillium pulvis is the source of this 942-nucleotide messenger RNA. RefSeq names its product shikimate dehydrogenase family protein. Gene Ontology annotation, molecular function: shikimate 3-dehydrogenase (NADP+) activity. The transcript has a single exon. Gene Ontology annotation, biological process: shikimate metabolic process; chorismate biosynthetic process. Lineage: Eukaryota; Fungi; Ascomycota; Eurotiomycetes; Eurotiales; Aspergillaceae. The record is from RefSeq and is a predicted model, not a curated record. Bases 1 to 942 code for a protein of 313 amino acids.
AUGGACGCCCUCGACCGUUCCUACACAUACGGGAAAUCUCCACUACUUCAAAAUGCUCUCUCAACGCCCUUCAAGACCUACCUCUUUGGCAAACCAAUAUCCCAUUCCCUCUCCCCUCUCGUCCAAAACACAAUGUACCAACAGAUCCCAUCCGAAUGGACCUUCCAUCUCGCCGAAACAACCGACCCAAAAAUCUUCCAAGAAACGAUAUCGGACCAAUCCUGCAUCGGCACCUCGAUCACAAUGCCAAACAAAUUAUCCUUUCAACCCCUCCUGGAUGACAUUACCGAAGAAGCCCGCAUAAUGGGCUCCGUAAACACAACCUUCGUCCGCAUUGAUCAAUCCGGAAAACGAAAAAUAGUUGGAACAAACACCGACUGUCUCGGAAUUCGAGACGCAAUUCUACAGAACUGCCCUGACGCUGCCGAGAAAGCUAAAGACAAAGUUGCGUUGGUGACUGGAGCCGGCGGCGCAGCUAGAAGCGCUAUAUAUGCAUUAUGGAAAUGGUUCAGCCCGUCAAAGAUUUACGUGGUCAAUAGAUUGGAAUUUGAGACACGGGAAAUGAUUGAUUGGUUUCGACGUUCUAUCCCGGACUUGAUGAUUGAGAUUGUGAUGCCAGCAGCUGCGGUAAUGCUUGAGCCGUUUAUUGUUAUUGGGACGAUUCCCAAUUUCGAGCCGCAGAGCCAGGAGGAGAAGUUUGUUCGUUCCACUAUUGACCAGGCUCUUAUGCAUUCUCAGAAGGGUGUUGUGGUUGAUAUGUGUUAUUCACCGUCUGUAAGGACGUAUCUUUAUGCGUCGGCGGAGCGUGAGGGUUGCAAGGUUGUUUCAGGGGUGGAUGUUGUGGUUCGAGUCUGUCUUGCACAGCAAAUACUGUGGCUGGAAAGGGCUCCGGAUAAACGUGGGGUUGAUGAGGUACUAGCUGCUGUUGGGAAGAUUCAUUAA